AUGUCUGCAUCUGAAGACAAACUACCAUACAAACUCAUCAAUAACAUACCAGUCCCUCAACUGCAGUCACGUAGUGACUGGCCUACUUGGAAAGAUUACAUCGAAAAGACCUCCAAGAUCUGUGGGGUUUGGGAAUAUUGCGAUCCAGCCAACACAGAAGACGAAUAUUUGGAACAGACGGCAAAUCUUUCUGAGCCUACCUUCAGAACAGUCCGCGAAGAUGCAUGGUCAAUCACUGACCUCGAUGAUGCGGAUUUCCAGAAAUUUCGGUCACUGGUCAAAGAGUACAGAGAGAAGAGGGAUGAGCUUGACAGGAAAAGAAAAGCUAUUGAAGCGAUCGGUGUACUCAUCCAUGCCUCCGUUUCUAAGAAAUUCCAGACAUAUCUUGUGGGGUCGACGCCAUACGAUAAACUAACGGCGCUCUCUAAGGCUUUCAGCGGCCCUUCCCCUGACGAAAUUAAUGAGGCAGCCUCAGAAUGGGACGCGCUCCAGCAACUGGCAGAGUCUCCACAGAUCCAGGAGUAUUUGACUCGCUGGAAAGCCCUCUUCGAGAAAUGUCUUGACAUGAAAAUGGUAAAGAGCUCUCAAGAACAAGCUCUGGGUAAAAGCUUGUUGGAUUCUCAGGACCAAGCUACAAUGUGGAAACCUUUGUACUUCCAGAGAUGGUUUGUACAUCCUGAGCCCUACGGUUGGAAAAUGGAAAAGGAGGACACGAUUGGCUUGGCCACAUGGCCAGCGGCCAACACAGAGAUCGACGACAAGAGCCAAAAUGAGGAUGAAAAUGACGAUAUUUCGUGGACUAGCGAUGCAGUGGCUCAUUCAGAUGAUGAAGGCGAAGGCGCGGUCGACUCCUGGCUCCUGUAG
Molecule: messenger RNA, 864 nt
Organism: Penicillium daleae
Lineage: Eukaryota; Fungi; Ascomycota; Eurotiomycetes; Eurotiales; Aspergillaceae
Exons: 1
Coding region: 1-864 (287 amino acids)
Source: RefSeq, a predicted model, not a curated record